AUGGAAUUUUCUGGCCCAGGUAAAUCCCCGAAUUCUGCGUUAUCGUUUAGAUAUAAUGCAAACAACGAAGAGCUUGAAGAAUUAUAUCAAGCUUGUGAAUCUGAAAAUGUAUUACCACAAGGAGAUCAACCAUUAAAAAGUGAAACUGCAAGCCCUAAGAAAACAGAAAAGACAUCAUCUAUCAUAGAUAAAUAUUUUAAAUCUAUUAGAUCUGAGAAAUCCAGUGAAAAAGUUGAAGAUGUUAAAUCUGACCCAAAGCCAACUGAAGAGAGCAAAAGUUCUACUCCUAAAGAAAUUACUUCCUCACCCAUGAAAGAAUAUUUGAAUCGUCUUGGUAAAGAAAUUGCUCAAGCUGUAGAGGACAUGAAAACAAAAUCUGUGGAAGAAACAAAAGAAAAGUCUCUACCAAGGGACAACUCUACAUCAGACUCUGAGGAAAAUUCUACUACCAAAGACUUAGACCAACACAGCAUUGGUGAUACUGAUAAUCAGGUGUCCUCACUUGAUAGCAGUAUACAGAAUUUAUCCGAGAUGACUCAACCAAUCACCGCCAAAGUUAUUGAGCAAGAAAAUCGUGAAAAUAACACUAAGAACCAUUCAGACUCUAGUGAUGACACACAAAAGAAUCUAAGGUUAAGUGAAACAGAUGUAACUAAGGAUAUUUUGAAUGAUAACAGCAUUGAAGUUGAAUCUGGUAUAGAGGCCCUUGAGGAUACAAUAGACGCAUUUGGCGAUGUUAACGCUGUUGAUAGUCCAUUGAGUAGACCUGUUGACAUGAAAAUUAACCCACCAACGCCAAUAUCCACUCCAGCCAAUUUUGGCCUGCCGCCAAGUAAAAGCAACUUAUCAAAACCGGAAUCACACAAAAAGUCUAAGAGCUACAUUUUUAAUUUCACAUUGUAUAUUUUAACUAUUUUAGUAGUUGUUAAUUAUUUAUUGUUUCCGAAUUGUAAUGUGUGGAAUGGAUUCUUAUUGGGGCUGUGGUUUUUCUGUUUUGUGAGUAAUGUCAAACAGUGGGUGCUAGAUACAUACUUUAGUGAUUGGGAACCGAGUAGUAGAACCUUUUUCCAAUUGAAGAGGAGCAGUACCAUACCCAUAGCCUACACUAUUCCGUCUGUGAAGGAGCAUACACCGUUGAAAAAGUAUGAGGGCUGGAUAAAUCACUAUAGAUUUCCUGAUUACGACCCUUUUACCUACCACAUAAAUAAAACAACAACUGCCUUUGUGAAACUCGAGGGUUGUAACCUAAGAAUAUCGUAUACGCGUACAAAAAUUGCGAAGAGAGCUCUGUGGGAUGAGAAGAUCGACAAAGUGACUUUCUAUCAGCACCGACUAUAUAACCUUACCGGUGCUCGAGUCAUUCUCUUACCAAAUGGACUUGUUAAACGACGGCAAUGGAGCAAAAAAUACCCCAUAUGCAUAAUACUGAACGAGAAAGAAAAAAUUCAAGUGUUAGAGAAAGAGAAUUCAAUAGAGAAGAAAGUGGCAGAAUUGGACAAGAAGAAUAAAGAAGCGACGUUAGAGACUGAAAGUACAGAGACAAAUACAAGCCCGGAGAGGAAGAAGAAGUUUAUUUGGAGGAGAAAAGAAAAGAGUAUUUCACAUGAAACCGAACCGGGAUGGGAAGGUCUCAGACAUAGAUUAGUCAGGAAAAUGCAUAGAGAUAAAAAGACGGAUAGCGUAUCAACCAUAACAGAUCCAGAGACAAGUGAAAAGCUGGAUGAUGGUGAGGAACAAACGACAAAAUCCAUCGCCAGUACAAGGGAGGAUGAUGAUGAUAUAGAUGAUAACGAAUUGUCCAAAAUCAAGGAGCUCCUUGAAGAAACGGAGUUGGAUCCCGUGGCGGAAGGUACUACGGAAGGGGAAUGGAGUGUGCACGUGAAACAAUCGAGGGACAAACAUUCACAUCUCUACCUUUUUGCUAGGACGGGUCGAGACAAACACGAGUGGUAUCGACGUUUUAUGAUAUCGAUAAGCGAAGCGAGCGCGUCAGCGGAUACGUCAUCCAACGAAGACAAAUCUACGAAUGAUCCCCAAGAAGGAAAAGAGGGGAUUGAAUUAGCCGUUUAUAAGCUUAGCGAAAAAGAAACUGUCGCUUUUGGCAAGACUAAAAUGAAUGAAUCGACAUCAGAUGUAAUAAAUAUAACGUCAGCCAUACAUCCUUUACCCGUCAGCUUAGAUUCCUAUGAGAAGACAUUUUGGCCAUAUAUUAUUAAAAUUAUGCAGACGCAUCAAGUUAUCACGAAACAAACAUCAGAUGUCGGCGUUAUGUGUCAAUUAGAGCCUUCGCCCCACGAGCGGAAUAAAAAAAAGAAGAGAAAAGAUUCCCAGCAGUCAACAUCUGAUUGCGAGUGCCGAACCCUUCCUGCGGAAGUGACAUGGGUGAACACGAUGCUUGCUCGCAUCAUGUAUGAUAUGAUGCGAGAUCCCGUACUCAUUGCGAGACUGCAGAAUAAGAUUCAAAGGAAAUUGAAUACGCUUAAGCUGCCAUCAUUCAUGUCACCCCUCCUAGUGACAAAAUUGUCACUGUCGGGCGCGUGUCCGUUAGUCUGCGGCGUACAACCGCCCUCUUGUGACGCACGCGGCGUGUGGCUAGACGCACACUUGCGGUACGAUGGCGGUGCAUACAUCGCCAUACUUACGCAAAUCAACCUCAUGAAGCUGAAAGAGAAAAAUAUGACAUUAGAAGAGCAAUUAAUGGAAACUCAAGAGCCGGUCGUCGAAAGGGAGCUGAGUGCAUCUCCCACUCUACGUGCUACUAGCCCUGAGCUGCGGAAACGAAAACCUGCGAUUUACGAUUCGGAAGUGGAGGACUCAGCCGAGUCUUCGAGUGAUGAUGAAACCCCACCCGUACAGCCUGUCGAUAGUGCUGAAAAUAUCGUUUUGGCAGAUACAGCACCAACCGUUUACACAACUGAAGGAGGUUCGUCCAAAAAGAAAUUCCUCAGAAUAGUCGACAAAAUAGCUACCAACAAAUAUUUCCAACAGGUAACUGACUACAAGUACGUGAAGCGAGCUAUGGAAGGUCUAUCGAACACUGACAUAAAGCUUCAGCUGGAAGUGAGCGGACUCGAAGGUCGUUUGGCUGUGAACCUUCCACCUCCACCUCACGAUAGACUAUGGAUCGGAUUCCGUACAAAUCCCCAACUAGUAUUAAAAGCCCGACCAGCGUUCGGCGCUAGAUCACUUCGGUUUACCCACAUAACUAAUUGGAUUGAACAAAAACUAACCAAGGAGUUUGAGAAAGUGCUAGUUCUACCCAAUAUGGAGGAUUUCAUUAUAGACGUCAUGACACCAACGCCCGUUGAAUUCGAAUGA
Pieris macdunnoughi is the source of this 3318-nucleotide messenger RNA. The record is from the annotation of a GenBank genome assembly. NCBI's taxonomy places the organism in Eukaryota, Metazoa, Arthropoda, Insecta, Lepidoptera, Pieridae.